Messenger RNA from Schistocerca cancellata (South American locust), 2769 nucleotides. It is a transcript of the gene mxt, whose product is annotated as eukaryotic translation initiation factor 4E-binding protein Mextli. Gene Ontology annotation, cellular component: cytoplasm; RNA cap binding complex. Gene Ontology annotation, biological process: regulation of formation of translation initiation ternary complex; positive regulation of translation. The record is from RefSeq and is a predicted model, not a curated record. Gene Ontology annotation, molecular function: RNA binding; translation initiation factor activity; eukaryotic initiation factor 4E binding. The transcript is spliced from 14 exons. NCBI's taxonomy places the organism in Eukaryota, Metazoa, Arthropoda, Insecta, Orthoptera, Acrididae. The coding region runs from base 254 to 2038 and encodes 594 amino acids.
UGUGGGCUAUUAGAAAGUUGGAAUCGAGAGACUGAGAGAAAGCAAUAUGCGUGACGCAUGGGGCAUUUGGCCACAUAGUGGUAAAGUUAUACGUGCGCAUUAGGCUAUUCACACGACUAUCCUUGGAGCUUUGUUUUCAACUAAAGGAUUAUCUGUGGCUGGUGUACAUAUAUAGUGUGUACUACGACGUUUAUAUAGUGAGUAUUGCAGUUGUGGGUGUGCUGCAUGACACUGUAUUUAAACGAUAUUGAAAAUGGCAGCUGUUGCACGAUCAGCGAAAACAGUGAAAAAGCUCGAAAAACCUCGACCAUUGAAAAUAGCUAGCCAGAACAGAUACUCCACUGUAGAUGGAAAAAUAUCAUCAGUGGAGGAUAUAAUGACUCUUGCAGAGUCUGUAUGUUCUCAGUUAACAAAUGGAAACUGUGACCACCUAUUGCAGUUAAAUGUUGUGAAUCUAUGCACUAACUUAAAGCAAUAUGGACAGACACUGGAAGGCGUUUACAAAGAUCAGUUGGAUAGAUGUUUUGUAGCUUUCAGGAAUGGCUGUAAAGAUGAGAAAGUUGACUAUGUGUCUAGAAUUCACCUGUUAGAAAUAAUAGAAUUAAGAGCAAGAAACUGGGUGUCCAGUGACGAUCUGAAUAAUUAUUAUCGUCCUAAACUGAGUGCUGUUGAACAGGAAGUGCUGCCAGUACCUGAUGCAACAGGACUCUCUCUUUCUCCAACAGUGUUAGCCCAAGCAGUCAUUACCCCAACUACACCUCAACCGUCAUUGUUGAAUCCAGGGGAAGUUAUAAAAGCCUCAGGGAAAUUUGCUAAACCAACAAAAAUACCAGGAAAGAAUUAUUGCAAAGAUGAGGUAGUUAUAAGGAACUCGGAUUCGGGAAAAGUGAUGGGCAUCAAAGGGCGCAGAGUCCACAUGAUAGAAGAGCUGAGUGAAACGAUCAUAUCAUUUCAGCGAGUUAAUCCUGGUGCAAAGGAGAGGCUGGUGCAGAUAACUGGUCCCAAUGAAGAAAAAAUAAAUUACGCAAAGCAUUUAAUAGAGGACACAAUAAGACGCAAUGCCUCACCAGUACGUCUCGAGCAUGAAAAAGAAAGGGUUGGUGAUUCAAGUAGCAGCUUAAAUAGUAGUGCAUCAGAUGAAAGCAAUAGACUUUCCACUCUUGGGGGAGGACGAAGUAAGCUUUUACAUAGCUUCUCCACCAGUGAUGCAACUCUGGAAUAUAAGUACACGGUGACUGUUGAUGAUCAUACAAUCAAGAUAACUGGUGCAAAUUUGGAUCUAGUGCUGACUGCUAAACUUAUUUUGGACGAAUUCUUUUAUGGAGAACAAGAACGACCACAGGUUUCAAAAGAAUGUGAUGAAGGUUCUGAAACAGAAGCAAGUGGUCCACAUGGGGACAUAGUUGAUGCAACUCCAGUAGGAAGCAGUAGAGUGGAUGGGAUUGAUAGUGGUGCAACAAGUGAGAGUGAGGAAACAUACAAAGCUCCUGCUUCCAGUGCAGCUAUGAAACUGGACUCCUCAAAUAAUGCAUUUGUAUCAGUGAAAGGAGACACAUCUGCUCAAAUGAAUGUGCUCAGGCACCGGAUAAUGGAAACUUGUGCUAAAGAAACAGAGCUGCCCAACCGACUAGCAGACGUAGGACUUAAAAGUGGUACAACAUUUUCAUCCACUACAAACAAGCCAUUUUCAAGAGACAGUACCUCUGAUGACAUUAUCAUUAUAGAUCUCACUGAGGAUGGAGAUGAUACAGAUAUAGCAUCACCUGCAUCUCUAGUAACUAACAACCCGAGUGUUAUUCGUUCUCAGAAAGAGCCUUCGUACCUGUAUACACGUGAACAGCUUCUGCGUUUUUCAUUAUCAAAGUGUGUAAAGAACUUGCCAGAUGAUUGGGAAAGGAUCUGCAGAGAAUAUCCAGCGAUAGUAACAAAGAAUGCCGAUAUGUUUGAUCCUGUGGCAUAUUCGAAGAAGUGGCAAGAAGUGGAAGUAGUCACUGCAGUCAUAAGCUCUACAGAAGUGGAUCCAGCAGAUGUUGAGUGACAGAUGAUGACUGAAUAUGUUCACAUAUUCUGUACUUCUUAUUUUUACAGUGCUUUUCUUUGUUUUGCUUGUAAAAUUCAUGAAUCGGAGACAAAAUUAGGAGAAUAAAUAUUAUUCACACCUUUCAUUCUGAUCGUAAUGUAGCUGCACUGCUGUUCAUUGCUGAACUGAAUUGACAAUUCAGAAUUAAUAAUUGCUCUUCUUGGGUACCAUCUCAUAAGGACAGGAUGAGGGGGAAUAAGUCACUUUACUGUUAUUUAUUUAUUUUUUAUUUAUAUAAUAUAUUAUUCAUUUUACAGAUUUAUGUGCUGUUAAAUUUCUUAACAUUGUCUUUCAUAUUGUGAAAUGUGAAUCUCAAGACUCUUCUAGAGAUUAGUACGUGCAUUUCAGUUUUGUUGUUUGUACCUGUAUAGGUAGCCAAAGAACAUUUUAUAUUCUUUAUUACAUUGAAAAUAUGGAAUGGAAGUCAAACUUACAUUUGGAAGGGGUGAGGAGCAAGAUUGCUAGUCCUACAGAGGAUUUUUAAGUAGAGAGAUCACGUUACUGGAGUUGUUUAUAAAAUACACUUCCUUGUGGCACUUAAAUUUUAGUUAUGUGUUUAAAUGACAAUAUUAGUGAAUUUAUUUUAUUGCAAGCUAUUGGGUAGCUUGUGAAGAUUUUUGAAUGCAUUCUUUCUAAUAUUGUACAUAAAAUACAAGAAAAAUUGACAGUUAAAUUACUUUUGCUGACUU